Messenger RNA from Malurus melanocephalus (red-backed fairy wren), 1080 nucleotides. It is a transcript of the gene OARD1, whose product is annotated as O-acyl-ADP-ribose deacylase 1. NCBI's taxonomy places the organism in Eukaryota, Metazoa, Chordata, Aves, Passeriformes, Maluridae. The record is from RefSeq and is a predicted model, not a curated record. Bases 29 to 592 code for a protein of 187 amino acids. Gene Ontology annotation, biological process: peptidyl-glutamate ADP-deribosylation. The transcript is spliced from 6 exons.
GGGCCGCCCUUGCGGCGCGGCCGGAGCGAUGUGGGCGGUGCUGGGCAGGCUGUGCGUGGCGCAGGCCGCGGCCCCGGCCCGGUUGAUCGCUGUUCGCCCCGCGGCUGCAGGAGCGUUCUCCAUACCCCACGUUACCAUGGCCACCCACUUCUCCAAGGAUCAGGAGGAGAGAAUCAAGUGUGUGAAGGGGGAUCUGUUCUCGUGCCCAAGCACGGAUGCCCUGGCUCACUGCAUCAGCGAGGAUUGCCGCAUGGGUGCCGGCAUCGCCGUGCUCUUCAAGAAGAAGUUCGGUGGUGUCCAGGAGCUCCUGGAUCAAAAGAAGAAGACGGGGGAGGUGGCGGUGCUGCAGAGGGAUGAGCGGUACAUUUACUACCUGAUCACAAAGCAGAAGGUUUCUCACAAGCCCACCUAUGAGAGCAUGCAGAAGAGUUUGGAAGCCAUGAGAGCUCACUGCCUGAACAACGGAGUCACCGAUAUCUCCAUGCCCAGGAUUGGAUGUGGACUCGAUGGCCUGCAGUGGGAAAAAGUGUCAGCCAUCCUUGAGGAGGUGUUUGAGAACACUGACAUCAAGAUCACGGUUUACACCCUGUGAGCAGAACAGUCAAAGAGCCCCAUUUCCCCCAUUUUGGGAGCAGAACCUGGGAACUGACAUGGGGAGCAYGUUCUGCAUUCGAGUGUCACUCACUUGUGUGACAGUGACAGGGGCUUCCAGCAGCAACAAGCUCCAGAGAAGUUCAUUUGGGGUGUUAAUUAGCAGGAGGCAGCGGYGCUGUGGAAACCUCGGGGAGCUCCCAGUGUGUCCCAGCAGCCACCAGGUGUCACUGGGGCUCCACGCAGGGAAACGGAGCUGCUGCCUCUUGGGGUUUCUCGUUUUGGUUAGUGCUGAUGAGCUGCCCCAGGCAGCCCCGUCACCCCUUGUUUCUCCUGUUUGCAAUGUCCUGCGGGGCACUCGGGUCACUCACCUGUUGUCACAGGUGUCACACUUUAAUUUCUCCCUUCUGGCCACAAAUUGGGUUUGCUGUGAUUGUGCUCACUCAGGAUCAUGUUGUGAUGUUCAAUAAAUAGUGCCCUGCAGUUGGA